Messenger RNA from Talaromyces rugulosus, 1926 nucleotides. RefSeq lists its product as uncharacterized. The transcript is spliced from 4 exons. NCBI's taxonomy places the organism in Eukaryota, Fungi, Ascomycota, Eurotiomycetes, Eurotiales, Trichocomaceae. Gene Ontology annotation, cellular component: endoplasmic reticulum. The record is from RefSeq and is a predicted model, not a curated record. Gene Ontology annotation, biological process: GPI anchor biosynthetic process. Bases 1 to 1926 code for a protein of 641 amino acids.
AUGACUCUCCUCAAGGUCCUGCAGAGGAUCUACUCGCUGGACACCCUCGACACUCGCUUAACCAUCUCCUCCAACACCCCCAUCAAAGCUGUUGUUUCCGACUCAUCGCCAACACGCGAACCCCUCGCCGGCAAGGAUGGCCGCGCCCAGGAUAUUGCGGCCAGCGCCCAGCCUUCGAAAUGGAAUACGCUCGAGUUUUAUUUUUAUGGACUGGUUUUCCUGACUAUGGUGCCGCUGAUGUUCAAGACCGUUAUGGAUGUGUCCAAGGAAAGUUUCCCGACCUACCCUAAUUACUCGAGAAUACUGUCUCCUGGAUGGGUUCCCGGACGCAAAGUGGACAACUCAGAUGCACAGUAUGCGAGUUUCCGAAACAACAUCCCGUUCCUUCUAAUACUGCUCGUUGCGCACCCUAUUCUCCGACGUAUUUACAAUCUUUUCCAUUCAGUCGACAAGCAAAGAUCUCAAAACGGUUCGAAAUUGGCCGCGGCAAACGUCGCCGCCACCGCCGAUGCUCGCCUGAGACAGCGGACUGUCUUCGACUUUGUGUUUUCGAUCCUGUUUCUUAUUUUCUUGCAUGGAUUUUCCAUUGUCAAGAUUUUCGGCAUUCUAUAUAUCAACUACAAAAUUGCCAAGGGCCUUCCGCGACCUUAUGUUCCUAUGGCAACAUGGUCGUUCAACUUGGUCGUCAUGUUUGCAAAUGAGCUGUGCAAUGGCUAUCCUUUCGUCAACGUCGCGAGGCUCUUUGUAUCGGAUGGUUCUGCCUUGAUCGCAUGGGCGCAGUUUCUCGACAGUUAUAAAGGGUUGAUUCCGCGAUGGCAGAUUCUUUUCAAAUUCACCAUUCUACGUUUGAUCAGUUUCAACAUGGACUAUUACUGGAGCUUGUACAAUCUAUCAGGUAGUGCAAUUGAGAAGAAGCAACUCGAUCCCUCGUCGUUGUCGGAGCGAGACCGUGUCUCGGUGCCGGCAGAGCCUGCAUCGUACAAUGCGUUAAACUACGCUGCAUAUGUGCUGUAUUCGCCUCUCUACCUAUCAGGGCCGAUCAUCACGUUCAACGACUACAUAUCUCAGCAGCGAUACCCGUCUCCCGCCCUCACGGUCAAGCGAAUCCUAAUGUAUGGCAUUCGCUUCUUCCUGACGCUGCUCUGCAUGGAACUUGUCCUGCACUACAUAUACGCAGUGGCCAUAUCAAAGACCACAUCAGACUGGUCAGCCUAUACGCCCGGCCAGCUUAGCAUGUUAGGCUACUUCAACCUGCACAUCAUCUGGCUGAAACUGUUGAUCCCAUGGCGCUUUUUCAGACUCUGGUCCCUGGUCGACGGAAUCGACCCCCCAGAGAACAUGGUCCGAUGCAUGUCCAACAACUACUCGGCCCUUGCAUUCUGGCGCUCGUGGCACCGGUCCUACAACCGGUGGAUUGUACGAUAUCUAUACAUUCCCAUCGGAGGCGGCAACCGGCCACGACCUACGAAUAAAACAUUCUCAAACCAACAACCCUCAUUCUUCGACUCAUUAAUGUCCCGCGCACGCGGUAUUUACAACCAGCUCAUCGUCUUCACUUUUGUUGCUGUAUGGCACGACAUCAACCUGCGCCUGCUGAUGUGGGGGUGGCUUGUUACGCUCUUCGUACUUCCAGAAGUCAUCGGCUCGUUACUCUUCCCUGCAUCCAAAUGGCGCUCCCGCCCCACGGCCUAUCGCAUUAUCUGCGGUAUUGGUGGUGUGCGCAACGUGCUUUUGAUGAUCACCGCCAAUCUCGUCGGAUUCGCGCUGGGCCUGGAUGGGUUGAAAGGUCUUGUGGCUGGCAUUUUUGAUUCUUGGAUGGGCAUUGUGUUUACAUUGGGUGCGUGCGGUGUGCUUUUUGUGGGUGUUCAGGUUAUGUUUGAGACGAGGGAGAGUGAGAAGAGGAAGGGCAUUGACCUGAAUUACUAG